AAUAAUGUUGACCAUUUUAGAAAAAUUUGACAUUUUUGGAGUUCCUAUAAAAUUGAAAACAAUAAAACAAUAAGAAUAGUUUAAGACUUCUUAGAGUGGAGUGAUAGCGAUUAUUAUUAUGAUACUAAGUUUAGCAUAUUUCAUAUAUGUGAUAUAAUUAUGGAUAAAUGGAAAAUUAAUUCCAAAAGUUACAAGUUCCCAAAGAAUGAUAGAAUACACUACUUAUGAAUGGGAAAAAAGUGAGAUUUCUUUCACUCUUUACGAUUUAAGCUCAGAUAUAAAUCCGUUCACAUUAGAAAACAACAUUAUCAUGCCAGUAUUGGUUGAGAUAUCUGGAUUAUUUGUGGCUGCUAAACCUAGAAUAUUAUAUAGCACACUAUAAGUAGAUGGUGAUAAGAAUGUUGUUACAAUAGAUAAAGGGAAAUUAGUUUUAAGUUAAGUAGAUGGAACAAAAGAAGAAGAUUAGGAAGACAUAAAGUAAUAUUUUAUAUUUUUUACAAAAUGUCGUCCUGAUUGGAUAGAUGAAGGAGGAUAUUGUGCUGAUCAAUAAACUAUUGAUGAAUACUUCAGCAUAAAUCAUGGAUUACUAUUUUUAUCCAUUAAUCUAUAAUAAUAUAAUUAUGAAACUUUAGAAUUUGAUGAAAUUAAAAAAACUUAAUUCUUCGCUUUUGAAGAGAGCAGCCCUUUUUAUUCUUAAGUAAUUUUAUAAAAAUAAUAAACAACUAUUGAUAAUGGAGUAUUGUUAAGUAACCUAGAGUCAUUUGAGGUAAUAAAAGAUUAUGAAGUAAAUACAUAAUCAGUGUCAAUCAAAUUUGCAUAGAAUACAAUUAAGACAAAAGAAAAUACUAAAUUUGAAUUUGAUUCGCUAUGUACAUUUGUUUUUAGAAUUGACAAUAUAGAAACAAAUGAAACUAUACUUAUGCCCAAAUUGGGAGAAGUGUUGGCACAAAUAGGUUCUAUAGUAAAUAUGAUAAUGUUAUUGAAAAUACUAUCUAAUAUGAUUAACACAACCAUGUUAGAGAGUUCAAUAUUACAUUAAAUAAUUGAAAUUUAUUAUCCAUAAUUUAAGCAAGUUGAAAUUAAAAAAAACUUUUUUGGAUAGGUAAAAUAAGUUCAUUAUAAAGGAGUAGAAAUAAAAUUAAGUAUGUUUUAAUAUAAAUACAAUUAAUUAAUUGAAUUAGCAAGAACAAAAUUCACUUUUAAUAAUUUAAUUUAAGAGUUAUCUCGAGUUUAAUUAGUAUUAAUAAAUUAGAUAGGAAUGGAGAAUAUUAAAAAUAUAUUUAAGAUAGAAGAGGAUUUAAAAUUCUUUGAUCAUGAUACCCCAAAUUCUAAUUGUUAGAUUUAAAAUUUAGCUUCCAUAUCACCGGAAGAGUCUCCUUAGAAAUCUGAUUUUGAAAGAUUUGGAUUGUUUAAUUCAGAGAUUUGA
Molecule: messenger RNA, 1426 nt
Organism: Paramecium sonneborni
Lineage: Eukaryota; Ciliophora; Oligohymenophorea; Peniculida; Parameciidae
Source: the annotation of a GenBank genome assembly